AAAGGCCAAGAAGAAGAAAAAGAAAAAGAUGGGGAGAGAGUUGAUAUAUUUACCCUGUUUGGCCAUGAUAGUGGUUCAGUUUGGUUUUGCAGGAAUGAAUCUGAUAUCAAAGCUUGCCUUUGACGGUGGCAUGAACCCUUUUGUCCUUGUUGCUUAUCGACAGAUUUUCGGAGCUCUUAUCAUAUCACCAUUCGCUUAUUUCUUGGAGAGGGAAACCAGACCAAGGAUCACCUUUCAAAUUCUUUGUCAGAUUUUCCUAAGCUCCAUAUUUGGGGCGACCCUGAACCAGUUCCUUUAUUUUCUUGGACUCAAAUAUUCUACACCAACAAUCACAUGUGCAUUGAACAAUUUGGUACCAGCAAUCACCUUCAUCAUAGCCAUCCCCUUUGGAUUGGAGAAAAUGGAGAUGAAGAGAAGAUCAGGGCAGGCUAAGGUAUUGGGAACAAUAUUAUGUGUUGGUGGUGCCAUGUUUAUGUCAUUUUACAAAGGAAAGCUUAUCCCUAUGGUGGAAUCAAGCAUCCAUUGGAAAUAUGCUGAGAAGAUGCAUCAGAGUGAUUCUAGCAGUGAAUCCAACUUGUUCUUGGGGCCCUUGCUUGUAGUUGCAAGCUGCAUUGCUUGGUCACUAUGGUUUAUAAUCCAAGCUAAAGUGAGCAAGGGAUUCGCGGCUCCAUACUCAAGCACAGCAUUAAUGUCUUUCAUGGCAAGCAUUCAGUGUGGAGUCAUUGCAGUAUGUGUGGAACACAGUAUCUCUGGAUGGUCUUUAAAAUCCAAUGUUAGACUUAUUGCAGCUUUAUACUGUGGAGGCAUGGGAUCUGGAAUUGCUAUUUGCCUCAUGUCAUGGUGUAUAGAAAAGAGAGGUCCUCUCUAUGUUUCCAUGUUCAGCCCUCUAUUGCUUGUCAUUGUUGGCAUAAUGGGUUGGGCAAUACUGAGCGAGAAAUUAUAUUUGGGAAGUGCUUUAGGGUCUGUACUGAUAGUUGUGGGACUCUAUUCUGUUCUAUGGGGGAAGGAGAAAGAGAUGGAUCAGAUAAACAGAGAAAAUGAGUUGGGAUUAGGAGAUCAGACUGAAGAGAAAGAAGAUGUGGAAUUACCCAGGUAUUCCAAUGCCAGAUAG
Telopea speciosissima is the source of this 1111-nucleotide messenger RNA. RefSeq names its product WAT1-related protein At1g09380-like. Gene Ontology annotation, molecular function: transmembrane transporter activity. NCBI's taxonomy places the organism in Eukaryota, Viridiplantae, Streptophyta, Magnoliopsida, Proteales, Proteaceae. The transcript has 8 exons. The record is from RefSeq and is a predicted model, not a curated record. Gene Ontology annotation, cellular component: plasma membrane. The coding region runs from base 29 to 1111 and encodes 360 amino acids.